Molecule: messenger RNA, 7011 nt
Organism: Astyanax mexicanus (Mexican tetra)
Lineage: Eukaryota; Metazoa; Chordata; Actinopteri; Characiformes; Acestrorhamphidae
Product: macrophage mannose receptor 1
Exons: 50
Coding region: 219-6713 (2164 amino acids)
Molecular function (GO): carbohydrate binding; signaling receptor activity
Source: RefSeq, a predicted model, not a curated record
CUCUGCAGAGCGGCAGCUGGUGCACACACAGGGCCUCUCUCAGGGCAUUGUGGGAUACUGAGUUUUUAAGGCAAUGUCUGAGUUCUGAUUUUACAGUAGAAAUCAUUCCGCAUUUCUAGACUUUUCUAGAAGUUUUGUUUUUUUAAACUUAGUAGAAAAUAUAUAGAAUAAAUUGUCAUCUGGGAAUCUAUAAAGAGAAGGUUAAGCAGGAGCGGAGGAUGAUCGUGCUGCUCUUCACCCUGUGUGCUUUCCUCCAUUCUGCCCUGGGUGAUUGUGAAGCAGGAUGGAGGCCCUAUCAGGAUCGCUGUUACUACUUCUCUAGCGACACCAAGACGUGGCAUGACGCCCUGACUGAGUGCCAGAGUAAAAAUGCUAACCUGAUGAGCAUCAGUGACAUUCAUGAGCGGUUGUGGGUCAGUACGCAGAUUGGCACCACCAUAUUUUGGAUUGGCUUGAAUGAUAUUGUCUCUGAGGGAAACUGGGAGUGGAGUGACGGGAGUGUGUAUUACCCCUACCUGGCGUACUGGAGAGAAGGGCAGCCAGACAACUAUUUGGACAAUGAGGACUGUGGUCAGGUAGACGGGAACAAUAACGGUCAGUGGAAUGAUGAGCACUGCACAUCCAAGCGGCCGUACAUCUGCAGACGAGACAACCCAAACCCCACACCACAGUGUGACACGGCCAAUGGGUGGGAGCAGUACGGCUCUAACUGCUAUAAGCUAAACUCUCAACUGAGGAAGAGCUGGAUUGCUGCCCGCACUGACUGUGUGAUGGAAGGAGGUGAUCUAGUGUCCAUUCAGUCUGCGGCCGAGCAGCAGUACGUCAUUAGCCGCCUGGACCAUUCCCCUCUUGACAUGUGGAUUGGUUACUCCACCCUGAAAUGCACAACUUUAUCCUGCCAAAUCCAAGUAGAUGGCACCACCUUCUCCUGGUCAGAUUCCUCCAGCUCUUCUUACACAAACUGGCCUAAUGGGCAGCCUGACCUCACUGAUAAGCAGAAUGGUGUGUGCGCUUCCAUGAUCAAGGAUGCAGGAGAUGAGUAUGGGAAAUGGAAGACCCAUGUGUGCCGCUAUGAAAGGCCUUACCUAUGCAAAAGAGGCUUAAACACCAUUUGCCCUGAGGGGUGGCUGAGCUUCGGUGGAAACUGCUAUUUGGUGGUCAGCAACAACUAUUUGCUGACCAGCUGGCAUCAGGCCUUCAGCAGAUGCAAUUCAAUGAAUGGCAAACUUUUGACCAUCACAAGUGAGGAUGAGCAGUUCUUUAUUAAUGCUCAGCUCCCUGACCUGCACCAGGUGGACAUCCCAGAUGUGUGGAUUGGGAUUUCAGAUAUGGCCCAGGAUGGUGCAUUUAAAUGGGUUGAUAAUACGGACAUUCAGUUCUCCAACUGGAACUCCGGAUUCCCAAAAAACACAGAGGUCUAUUGGGACUGCGGACAAAUCUUCACAGGAAAUUAUGCUGGAAAGUGGGAGACCACCAACUGCUUCAAGAACAUGGCCUACAUCUGUAAGAUGACGGGGGGUCAAAAUAUUCAACCGACUGCUGCCCCAGACUUUCACUGUGACGAAGGGUAUCUGCUGUAUGGAAAUUACUGCUACCACUUUGAAGCUGAAAUGUCUAAAACGUGGCAGGAAGCUGAAGCCUACUGUGUUUCUCAGAGUGGACACCUGGCCAGCAUCCCCAACCAGGAGACCACCAGCUUCAUUACAGCUCACAUGCCCAGGUCUUCUUGGGUGGGUCUGAAUGACAUUGACCAAGAAGGACAGUGGAAGUGGACGGACGGAUCAGCCAUCACGAUUUUAGAAUGGGAGACCGGUCAGCCGGACAACUGGCAGGAUAAUGAGGACUGUGUGCACAUACGAGGGACGGAGCACUGGGAGACCGGCAAACUCAACGACCUGCCGUGUACCUCCACGUUCCCCUUCAUCUGCCAAAAAGCUAAAGGACAAGGUCCUCCACCUGUCCCUCCCACUUCUGGACCAGGCUGGAAUGAGAAGUGCGGAUCGUGGGUUGCUGACCCCUUCAAUGACUACUGUUACCUCUUUAACUCUCUGUCUCUGCGGAAGUGGGCAGAAGCUCGAGCCGACUGUGUGAACCAGGGGGGUGACCUGCUCAGCAUCACUGAACCAUUCGAGCAAGGCUUCAUCCAGGCUCAAAUCCAGUCGAUCCCUAAUGGAGUGUCUCUGUGGAUGGGAGGACACGACUCGGUCACUGAGGGAGGCUGGGAGUGGACAGAUCGGGCCCCCUUCCGCUACAUCAACUGGGCUUCAGGUAAUCCCGAUGACUACUAUGGUGAGGACUGUCUCACCAUCUACAUCAACAGUGGCUACUGGAAUGACGACAACUGCGAUUACAAACGGGGCUACGUCUGCAAACGCCGCGGAAACACACCAGAACCUCCACCACCCCAUGACGGCUUUUUAACAGUGUACACAUGUCAGGAUUCCCUCUUGGUCCUGCACUGUGAGACCAACAGUGUCAUCAAUAUCCAGUCUGCUUUCUUCGGCCGCAAAAGUGACCAAAUUUGUCCGUACUUGGACGGCUCUACGGGUACUUGCACUAUCCCCGGCGUUCUGGAGAAGGUGAGGAAGCAGUGUGAUAAUCGGGGCUUCUGUUUCGUCUUCGCCAACACAGACAAUGACAUCUGCCCCAGCGUCUCCAAAUACAUGGAGGUGGUCUACAGCUGUGAGCAGUCUGUGUGUGUGCAGGGUCUGGGGGUGGAAGAUGGCACCAUCACAGACUCCAUGCUCUCCGCCUCCUCUUCCAUGAGCGGAAAAGAACCCAGCAAGGGACGUUUGAACGGAGAUUCGUGCUGGAUGCCCUCCAGCCCCGCUUCUAAUUCAUGGAUUCAAGUGACUCUUCCUGAGUCCAAGAAGAUCACAGGGGUGGUGAUCCAGGGCUGCCCCACUGCUGACCAUUGGGUGACCAAGUUUAAGGUCCAGACCAGUUUGGACGGUGUUUCCUGGACAGACUACACUGCUGAGGGAAAGGUAGAGGAGUUUCCAGGCUCAGUGGACCGAGGCAGUGCUGAGACUCAGCUGUUUGGGAACCCUGUGUCCGUGAAAUAUAUUCGGAUACUCCCACUAGAGUGGCACAACGAAGCAGGACUGCGCUUUGAAAUUCUGGGCUGUGCACCAGACUAUGCCAUUCCAUGCAGUAGAACUCCUAGCCUGGACCACUCUGUCGAUAAAAUGAGUGUCCACUGUCCCGCUGGUUGUGCACAUGAGACCUACAAUGUCUACGGUACUAUGACGUACCGUGGGGACUCGAACAUCUGUGCAGCUGCUAUUCAUGCGGGAGUGGUGCUGAAUGAGAUCGGAGGAGACUGCACAGUGCUCAAAGCCCCCGGUCAGAGCUUCUACAGCGGCUCCACGAGAAACGGCAUCACCUCCAAACAAUUCUCUGGAGAUUACUCUGUGUCCUUCCAGUUUGCUGAUGGAGAGCUGAGGUGUCCCGAUUCUGAUUGGCACGAGUUUGGAGAAUUCUGCUACAGGCCGUUUGAUGUGAAGAAGACGUGGUACGACGCUCGCUCUGAAUGCAGGAAGCUGGGCGCAGACCUGGUGUCUAUUAUGUCCAUCACAGAGCAGAGCUGGCUGGAGAGCUACCUCUACUUGGCCACCAGUGACGUAUGGAUUGGGCUGAACGAUCUGGAAUUCUCCGGCUACUUCCUCUGGUCUAACAACCAUGAGGUCACUUUCACAUACUGGGCACCUGGAGAACCCAACAACCACCUGGGCUUUAAUGAGGACUGCGUGGAGAUGUACCAAGGGAACGGCCGGUGGAACGACGUCACCUGCACAGAACUUAACACCUUUAUCUGCAAAAUGACCAAAGGUCACUACCCCUUGCCUUCUAUCAAACCCACUGUGUACGGCUGCCCUCAGGGCUGGGAUGCGUUCGAGUACUCUUGUUACUGGUUGGAGGAGACGGCGAUGACUCGUGCUGAGGCUAAAACUUUCUGUGAGACCAAAGAUAAAGACAGCAGCCUUCUACACAUCGGAGACCUGUAUGAGCAGGCCCACUUCACUGCCCGCCUGGCCAGUUACUCUGGGCACUGGUGGAUCGGUCUGAGAGCGAAGGGCGAGUCAGCAGGAGUGGAUUAUUAUUGGGACAAUGGGGACUUUAUGGUGUACUCCCACUGGGACCGCAACCAGCCUGAGAGCGGUGCCGGCCCCUGCGUCACCAUGACCACCAAGCCCACUGCAGGCUUUUGGGUGAACAGGAACUGUGACCAGUCCCACCCCUUCAUCUGCGAGAUACCUAGAGAUGGUAUCUCCCCUCCCACCAAGGCCCCGACUCCGCCCCCCGCCACAGGGUGUGCCACAGGCUGGACCAGCCUGCCACACUUCAGACAGUGCUACAGGCUCUACACAGAGGAAUAUACCAAUAAGAAGAGCUGGGCAGGGGCCCACGAGGACUGUGUGGCGCGAGGCGCUGACCUCGUCAGCAUCCAUAAUGCAGAGGAGGAAAUAUUCAUGGCUGAAUACACCAAGGGCAAGACCCAGUGGAUUGGCCUAAGCAGGAACGCACUGGAGGGAGAUUAUUUAUGGAGCGAUGGUAGCGCGCUCAGUCACACUAACUGGGGUCCUGGGGAACCGAACGACCACGCCGGCCGGGAGAACUGUGUGGAGUUGGUCACCACUCAGAAUGGUUCGUCCUACUGGAAUGACAUCUUCUGUGAUGCCCAUCAGGACUGGGUGUGCAUGAUCGCCAAGGGCAAGACUCCCACCGAACCCCCAGUACCCCCUUCAGCUAUACCAGCUCCGGACUGUGGAAGUAACCCUGGCUGGAGGAAAAACAACGGCAUCUGUUAUUACUACAACGACACCGAGGCCGUGGACUUCUUCACAGCGCUGGAGAGGUGUUUCCAUGAAAAAGCUCUGCUGGCCUCCAUUCUGAGCCCAGAGGAGCAGACCUACAUUGUCUCUAUGGUAGGAACAGGCCAGAUCGCUGCUGCGUGGAUUGGGAUGCAGAUGUUUGGGGUUGCGGGAGGAGAGUACAUAUGGGUGGACUUGUCUCCGAUAACGUACGUGCACUGGGCUCCAGGAGAGCCCAACAACGCUAACGGGGAGGAGCAGUGCGUGCAGAUGAACAGAUAUCCAGGCACCUGGAACGAUGCUAACUGCGGCAGGGCCACUGCGGGAUAUGUGUGUAAGAAACUACCUGGAGAACAUCACACCCCUCCUCCACCUACCCAGCCCUGGGAGGGAAACUGUCCUGAGGGAUGGAUGCGUUUCCAUAACAAGUGCUACUUGUUCAAAGGAAACCACUACAACAACGAGAUCAAAGCCAACUGGUCCUAUGCCCGGGACUGGUGCAGAUCCCAGCAAGGAGACCUCGCAGUUAUUGAUGACAUCAAUGAAAACGACUUUGUGGCCAGCUAUCUGAGGGACAUGAUCCACCCUGUGUGGAUUGGACUGUCUGAUGUUCUUCAUGAGGACAAAUUUGCUUGGAGUGAUGGAGUGAGUCCCGUCCUGUUUACCAACUGGGCGGAGAAAGAGCCCAACAACAACGAUGGCAAGGAGCACUGUGUCAGCAUUAAUCACAACCACCUGCUGACAGGACGUUGGAAUGAUGAGAACUGUAAUGAGGAGAGAGGCUGGGUUUGCUACAGGAAGAAAGACAGCCAUCUUCCCGCUCCCCCUACCACUAAGAGCCCCUGCCCUUCCGACUACGUCUCGUGGUACAAGAACUGCUACAAGCUGGUGUCUGAGCACAAGAGCUGGGCGGAUGCAGAGGCGGCAUGUGUGAAGGAGGGAGGGCACCUGGCCAGUGUGGACAUGAGCUACGACCAGGCCUUCAUCUCAGGAGCCAUCCAACAGGAACGCACAGACGCCUGGAUCGGCCUCAAGCGCAAUGAGGAAACUAGCACCUACCAGUGGACAGAUGGCUGGCCAGUCUUCUAUACGCACUGGGGUCCAGGGGAGCCCACCAUUCACAAGGGAGAGGGCUGCGUGAGCAUGCACGGCCGAUCCCACUUCAUUCAGGGUACCUGGAACGACACGGCCUGUGACGUGGCCAAACCGUACAUCUGCAAGAUCACAUUCGAGAAGCCCCCUGUGACUCCCGCUCCUGGAGACGGGGAAUGCAUGCCGGGCUUUUCGCACUACGGGCGUUACUGCUACUUCGUGUAUAAUGGAAAGACGGGCUUCUCGUGGCCCGAGGCUCGACACUACUGCCAGCUGAUUAAAGGAGGUGACCUGGCCUCAGUACACAGCAGAGCUGAGGUAGAGUUCAUCAGGAACAUCAACUACACCAAAUACCACAACGUGUGGCUCGGACUCACCAGGGACGGCUCAUUGGGAUGGGGCUGGACAGAUCUGACUGCGCUGGCUUUCACUAACUGGGCUCCGGGCGAGCCAAACGAGGCGUACCACGAUUUGGGGAUGGAGGACUGUGUGGAAAUGUAUCCGGACGGGACGUGGAACGACAAUAACUGCUUCCAGAAGAGAGGCUUCGCCUGCAGAGUUCACCAACACUACUCGGGUGAUGUCACUCGCCCAACUUCUGAUCCAAACCUUGAGCACGCAGGGACGGUUGCGGGCGCUGUGAUCGGAGCGAUACUGGCUGUGGCCCUGAUUCUGGCUGUGUUAUACUACGUCUUCCGUGUGAAAGGAGUUAAACUGAGUGCUGUUGGUCUUCCUGGCAGAGACAACAAACGUGUGGAAGUGCCGGCCUUUAACAACCCGAACUUUAUAGGAGAGUCCGACACAUGAAGAGAUCACAGCCCGGCUCACCUCAAUCUGUACAGACCAGGAACACACCAUUUAUAUUUUACAGGAAGAGAAAAACGACAUGAAUAUGAAUUUUUAGCAAUAAUCAGAAAUUACAUACUCGUCUGUGCUUUAUAUUAGGGUUCAAAUUUCAGUGUUUGUAAGUUGAUUGUAAUUAAUACUACAGCUAUAAAAUACCUCGAGUUAAUAAUGUAGCUAAUGUAUUAAAUGUUUCUUGUACAUACAUUUUUAUUCUGAAUGGCACUUUGAAAACAAGUUCAAUUAAAACACAAAUACAAGA